UGAUGAGGUCUGACAUCAUGAAACAAAAGUCACAUAUUAGAACAAGUAAUACAAGAUAUCAAAGAGGAAAGAGACAAACUGGAAAUCACAAAGACUGAGCUACAAAAGAAGAAAGAACUUGCUGACAGCCAGUUUGAUAAGAUAAACCAAGAAAAACAACAAUUGUAUAAAAUAAAGACAACUACUGAAAGUGAGAGAGAAAGGUUUUUAAAUGAAAAUAAGAGGUUGCAAGGAGAACUGACAGAGCUGAAAAUAACAAAGGUCUGGCUCACCAGUAUAAUGAACUCCAUUCUAAGUCUCAGAACAAAACUCAAGGAGUUGAAUCAAAAGAGGCAUGAGGACUUUACAAAGAAAAUGGACAUAUUUGGACAGAAAUAUAACUACAUGCUCCAAUUAAACUUAACACUGGAACACAAGUGUGAUGAACUUCAUAAACAGAAAAACAAGGUCACUGGUUAUUAUGAUCUGAUGCAAAAAGAGAAGAAACAUAUGGUGACAAUAAUGUUUGACAAAGCGGUACAAAGCGAAGUUUUAAAGGAAUGGCUUCAGGAGCAUGAUGUUGAUGAACAGUAUUUAAAUAAAGCUAAAGAGUUUGAAUGUGAGAAUGGUGUUUUCCAACCCGAUGCCAUGAUCCACACUGAAGAAUUUAAACAUCUAUGGAAGUUAGAGGGAGAUAAACAUGAUCUUGAAAGAAAAGCUAAAUACUUUAAAACUAAGAGGAAAGGUCUGCUGCUAAUGGUGGCAGAGGAUGAAUUGAAAAAUAAACAGAAGAUGUUCAAGCCGGCUCCAGAGCCAGAUUUUACAGACGAGAAAAUGUCAAGAAUAGAUUGCUUGCGAAAGAUCUGGAAGGAUACUAAAAUGGAGCGGAAGGAGAUCAAUCAGAUGAAUUGCAUGAACCAUGAGAUGAAAAACAACCUAGAGAAAAAACUCAAGGUGAUCAAUCAGUUUGUUAAGAGAACAUGGUUACCGAAAGAAAAGGAACUACUGGAGAAUAAGUUAAAACAAGGAAUAAGUAAAGACAUGACAUCCCAAAUUGAUUGCAAGCGAGACAACACUACACUGGAUAAAAACAGAGAGAUCCAACAAUUUAAAGUUCAGAUGCUCAGUGAGAAUGAAAAACUGUGUAGAACACUGACAAGUAUUGAUGAAGCUAAUCAAACAUUCAAGAUUGAUAUAACACCAAGGGAUGGAACAAUUCAAGUAAAACAACAGACUUAUCAAGAGAAGAUGAAGGUAGAAGAAACAUAUUCAGCUCCAGAGACAUCCAGCGGACUCCUUUGUCAUCUCCGGCAUUAUUGCUAUCGAUGCUGCUGCCCUUGCUGUCCCUGCUGCAAGCAAGACUGCCAGGAGGAGAACUGAGAGACAGGUCUAUGUCACUGUCAUUACAAAUAUGAAUGUUUCUGGCAUACAUUUGAAAUACAGUAUUUCUAUUUUCCUAAACAAGUAUUUUUCUUAAUCACUUGUAAUCCAAAGAUAACAACUUAACAUUUAAUUUAAGUUCAGGAAGUACGUACUGUAUUUCAUUGUCUGCAAACGGUUUCUUUUUGGAAGUCCAGAUAGGUGAAAGAUUUAAAUUUACCAGCUGGAUGUUUUCUUAUAUAGUAGAGUUGUUUAAGUGAAUUCAAACUACUUUUUUGACACUUUUUUAAACCAUUAUGAGUACUAACAAAAAGUUAUACAGUAAGUCCAAAUGUGAAGGUAUUCAUGCAGAGUGCAAAAUGUGUGAGGCUUGUGUGUCUUGAAAGUGCCUUGCCUUACUGGGUAUUGCACCAUGUUUGUUUGCAUAUGUCAUAUAUUUCAAUCAGGAGAGACAAGUAGGCUAUGUGAAGUAAUGAUGUAUGUUUAUUAUAACGGAUGUUGUGUGAUAAUAAUGUCUUGGCAGAAAGUCGCAGAUAGAUUCUACACGAAGAAUUGUAAUCGAGCAGCAGCAAGAUAAAUCCCUCCAUGGAGUCUUAAAAAUUGGUGGAGGUUGUGGCUGAUGAUUCUGAUUAGACUGAUUGGCUGAAGAGGCUGAUGGAACUGAUGAAUCUGUGAAGAUCAUGUUGAGGAGUGCUGUGACACUCAACAACCGAAGGAAAUAACUAAACAGCCGUGAACUCACCAGGCUUAUAAUGGUAGCAUAAACUUACUAAAGGCAUAUUGAGAAUCAUAUUUAAGCAGAGGCAGCAGCAGAAUGAUAGACUUAUAGGCAAUGUAGGUGCGUCAGUGCAUAAGCAAGCAUGGGAGGAGUGCAUGAGAGGAGUGAAUGACAGGAUGCACAAAAGAUAAAACCUUCAGACCUAAACAUGCAAAAGGAUCGUGUUCCUGACUGAAAUUAUGCUAUAGCUCCAAGCUUCAUUUAUUGGUUGACAAAGUAAGAUUUGGAAGUUUACUUAAACAACAUUAAGAGUGAGGGCAUUAUUUGAAAAAAAUAAAAAAAAAUAAAAAAAAUACAUUUCACAACAUAUGAACAUAUCCCCCUUCCCCUUUGUCAUCACCACCCACCCAAACAAAAAUCAAAAAAGAUGACACAGUGACGACAACAUUCAAGACUAUACUACUAAAUAAGAAAUAAAAAAACUAUUGAGCAAAUAAACAUGUAUAAAUGUUAUAAAUGACAACACAAGUCAACACUCUCUCCCCAGGACAAAGCUUCGUAGGAGCCCUACAGAAAUCUCAGAUACUUUCCCCAUUUUUUAGUGUUUACAUCCAAUCCAAAUCUUGCAAAACAUUUGGAUGACAUUUUAUUUCAAAUGCCACCAACCUAGCAGUGUAAUAUUUAGAUCCAUUUCCCAUGUCAUCUUGAGGGCUGACCAGGUUCUACAUAAAUACAGAAUAAUACCCAGAGGACUCAUGACCUUUUCCAUUUUUCAACAACAACUUAUCUAAACAUUCUGGUGCCUUCAGGGCUGAAGAACUCAAUCCCCACCAACAAAUGGCAAAGUUGAAUAUCUAAAAAUUGCUACCAUGACACAAUAUGCCACCAUGAUACAGAUUCUUCAGUGUAACAACUCCCUUUACCAACCAAUCCC
Molecule: messenger RNA, 3011 nt
Organism: Etheostoma spectabile (orangethroat darter)
Lineage: Eukaryota; Metazoa; Chordata; Actinopteri; Perciformes; Percidae
Exons: 2
Coding region: 280-1359 (359 amino acids)
Source: RefSeq, a predicted model, not a curated record